UCACUCUACUGAUACUAACUGCGUACAGUAUAAAACAAGCAGAGUCAUCAUUGUAUACUCGAGAAGACAAAUCCGAAGACCAGAAAGAUGCCUGCAAUAGAUCCAGAAAUACUCAAAGUAUUCGGCUUUUGGAGCAGUAUCUUGGUUUUGAAACUGCUGGCAAUGGUGCCGUUAACUGCACGACAGCGAUUUAGAAAAAACGUAUUUGCAAAUCAAGAAGAUAUUGCGUUUUCAAACAUUAGCAAAGGCAAGGUGGUUUACAAUGAUUCAGACGUGGAGCGUGUACGUAGGGCACACUUAAACGAUUUGGAGAACAUUCUCCCUUGGUUCAUUGUCACGUACCUCUGGCUAGGAACAGGACCUUCGCCAUGGUUGGCCAAAACUUUUAUUCGAACUUUUGUACUUUCUCGUGUAAUUCACACUGUAUCAUAUGUAUUUUUUCAACAACAACCUACGAGAGCGAUAUCUUUCUUCGUGGCAUAUGGAAUUAUGGGCUACGAAGCAGUUAAGACAUUAUUGUACUAUUCCUAAUUUUUACAUAAAUCUUUGAAGCAAUCAAAUCUGAACGUACGUAAGAUAAACGCAAUAAUUAUACAAGUUGU
Messenger RNA from Cyphomyrmex costatus, 602 nucleotides. Its product is annotated as microsomal glutathione S-transferase 1. Lineage: Eukaryota; Metazoa; Arthropoda; Insecta; Hymenoptera; Formicidae. Gene Ontology annotation, cellular component: membrane. The record is from RefSeq and is a predicted model, not a curated record. The transcript is spliced from 2 exons. Bases 88 to 531 code for a protein of 147 amino acids.